AUGAAAACUUUGGAAGCAAUCUUGGAACGUACACCGCCGGAAGCCGUUUUUUCGAUUGAUAUCGAUUCUGGCCGUGACGCGGUGUCAACCUUGUUGCUCCGGUUUUUGGAGGUGAAGGGUUGGGGUGGAGGUGAUGAACUUAUGACAUCCAUCACGCAUUAUUUCGAAUCUAUCGGAAUCUGAAAUACUGAUGCGGUAGUUCUUGUUCAAAAGGAAAUCUUCGUCUACAGCUUUGAUUUUUCCAUUGUUGUUCCUCCACCGGCGGUAAAUCUAACAAACACGACUCGCGAUUUCGCCGUUCUUUU
This is a messenger RNA of Amoebophrya sp. A25, 305 nucleotides long. The record is from the annotation of a GenBank genome assembly. NCBI's taxonomy places the organism in Eukaryota, Dinophyceae, Syndiniales, Amoebophryaceae.